Molecule: messenger RNA, 12928 nt
Organism: Amoebophrya sp. A120
Lineage: Eukaryota; Dinophyceae; Syndiniales; Amoebophryaceae
Source: the annotation of a GenBank genome assembly
CUAGAACUAGAAUUAGAGGAUGUAAAGUUCUACAAGAUACAUCAACGCGGAACGAGAGGCUUUAGGUCGUUGUCCUUGCGCUACUCAACAAGAAAGUAGAUCUGGUGGUCCUUAAUAUUCCCCGUUUGUUCUUCCCGGAUACUCAAAAACUUGUCGAAUUCAUCUGCAGAAAAAUCCGUUCAAUAUUAACCGACUCACCAAGAUGGAGGUCGACGAGGAGGCCGAGACGCAAUGGCUUAUAACCCGCUCAGGUGUUGCAAUCUCAAACGUCACAAUAGAAUAUGGACAUCUGUGAUGCAAGAGUGCGUGAUCUAGCCAACUCUCGUAGGAUUGCGCAUGACAAGUUCCGAAACCCCGAACCCCACUACAAUCUGGCGAAAUUUGUAUUGCAAAAAGUGGAACGCUGUGCGCGUCUGUCAUGCUCAUCAUGCAACACAAAUUCCAGACUCUAUUGUAACGUUUGAGAUUGUAACGUUUGGGCAAGUCAUAUGGCUGUGGUGCUACUCCUGGUGCGGGCGACACCAUCGCCAGCUCCCGCUGCGCGCCCCGUUCGCGAAAGUGCAAGAGUGCCUCCAGGAGAUGGCACGGCAUGACGAGGAAAUAAUCGAGGAAUUGAAGCGGAAAAACGAGCUAACGAGUCUGCAAGUGAAGGCCGAAAGGGAACGGGCGGAAGCAAGGGCGUCGAACUUCAAUGGAGGCAGAAAAACAAGGGUUGUUUUGUUGGAAAGAGACCACGCAGCCAACAUCCUGGCCGACGGGAGGCCAAGAAAAAAUGAGGAUAGCAACGAGGACGUGGAAAUGCCGCCUGCAGAGGACGUCGAUCCAGACAUAAUUCUUGCGGGUGAACAAAAUGAUGCAGCGGCACAACAACCUCCGGGCGGGAUAGUAAAUGGAGACAUGUUGUCUUCUGAUCAUGCAGGAGCUCCUCCGCACAACGAGCAAGAAUCGACGCGUGGCGCCGUCGUGCUGAAUGUCAAUAGCAACGCCGCCGCCUCUUCCUCCUCUUCUGAACAAGAGAUCAGCAACCAAAAGUCGUCCGCAAGCAGCGCAUCCUCCUCCUCUUCGUCCACCACAGCAUGCUCUGCAAUCAAAGAUCCAAACGGGACAACAAUCGGCGUCGGCCCUUCAUCGCCCGAUUUUAGCAGUUCCUCUUCCUCCGCAGCGGAGGUUCUUUUGAGUCAGGGAGGGACGAAAGGCGGCUCGAGCGGAAGUAGGAGUAAAAAACCACAUCAAAGCGAUCAUGUUGAAAAUUACCCAGUUCUCGCCUCCGCGCGGUUCUACUCGGAUCACUGGCCGCUGGUGGGGGUUUCCAGACCAAAAGAAGACGUCGGGGUGUAUCGACUUAUCUGCAACAUGGAGAGAGCAAGGCGACACGGUAUUGCUUUUUUAGAAAUUUUCAUGUUCAAGCUGAUAGGUCGUUGUUCCAUGGAAUUGAUGUGAUACUGAAGUGUAAUCAGUCUCAGAGGUUUACAGGCAGAGGAAACUCGUAUUGCUCCUGUGCAUGAAAACGUAUUCUCACUUAUCCCAGUAGAACCACGAAGGUGAAAUGUGAAAUCAGUAUGGUAUAGCUAUAGUGAUGUUCAAACACGACCAGGUCUCACCCACAAUCCGCUCCUGACGUGGCGGCAAACGGUCGACGAUCCGCGCGACCCAGAGACGAUGCUCACCCCGCAGGAGUGUUUUUUUCUCCGACCCGAGGCCGUGCCGCUCGGCGUUCCGCCCGCCCUGAACUACGCGAUUUUGCUGACCAAAACGCACGAAUUGCCGAAUCCGGUGGAAACGAUGUUUCACCUCCACUACGAGAAGUAUUUUGAAGAGAACAUGGCCGAUGAGGAGAGCGAACACAUAUGCAUUUUGCAAACAUGUCGGGGAGAUAAACAGGAUUCAUUCCCAUGCCAAAAGAGAUUGCUCAAAGGACAACAAGAUCUGUCAGUAAUAGAUGACUUCGAUCAUUCGCAAAAUGAUACGAGCCCCCCAAGCUGUGUUUAUGUCGUACGAAGGACUGCGGUACGGUGCGAGUAUCACCAGCAACACAAAUUUACUUUCCACACGAUGUUGACACACUCAAACAUGUUUGCGAUGUAUCACACAGCCUUGACUUCGAGUAUCAAAGUGAAAAAAGCCCCCACCCCAUAUCGGAAACGGAAGAUGCGCGAAUUUGUGAUGCUGUAUUUGAGUACACAAAUCGACUUGUAUUGCUAGAAGGCCAAGAGACGAAGCUGCGGCCUAAAUUGCAGGCAAUCUGUCAUGCUGUUUGCCACUUCCAGUUGCCUCCUGUCAUCCUGGAGCUGCAAGGCUUUCCCACGCUAGACAGCACUACAGUCCGCAUCUUUUGCCUUCUAGCAUCACAAAGCUGAUUUGUGACCACAAAUCUGCAUCACAGAUUUCCGUUUUGAUAUGGGGAGGGGGCAUUUUUCAUUGUAAUAUCGAGACGCUCAAAUUCCUAAACGCGUACAAGCAGUCGCCCCUGGGAAAUCUCGACUGGCAGAGACGGAACUACGCGUUCUGUUGCCAGUAUGGUAGUGUCAGGAUUGAAAUCGUCAAAGUUGAAAUCACUUGUAAUGCAUAAAAUGCAACGCACAGACUGCCUCUAUUGCAGAGGACGCAAGGGAUGCAGAUUGUAGUGCUGGUAAGGGUCGAGAAUUGGGGUGCUGAUUAGCAUCACAGAGGGGAGCCCCUUUGCCCUAAACGACAUGACAAACUGGCUUCCGGUACGGACCAAAUUUGUCAUGCACCGACGAGAAACUGCGGGUCCAAUUGGUAUCGAUUUUAUGCAUUACAAGUUAUUUCAACUUUGUCGAUUUCAAUCCUGACAUUCCCAUAGCCAGUUUCACUUGGCGGACCUGUGCGCGAAAACGAAUGUGCACCUCCACAACCGGGCCUCGACAUAUUUUGCGCGGCUGUGUCUGGAAGCGUGCAAGGCGUUCAACACCGCGACUGGGCAGUACGCCAUGAUGAAUACGUGGACGACGGUCACGCACAUGGUCUACCACUUUCUCCGCACCUUGCCGCGCAAACCGGUUUAUGACCCGCUCUGCUUGAACAGAACGCCAGAAGUAGAUGGCGGGGAAAAAGAAGACCCUCAAGAAAAAACAGCGCAAGAAUUGUCCUCCUCAUUUCCCGACCCACGGCGGUUCUUCAAUCUGCCCCAGUUCCUAUGCAUUGCAAAUAUGUCUGGGUCUGGAAGAGUGUAACUUGUCAUGCUACAUCUGGAUCGUGGAAAAAGUUUUGUUGCAUGAUUACCAAAAGAGGUUCACUUUUGAACAAGUCUAGAGGCAGUUUCUCAUGCGGAAAAGGCAUGAUAGAGAUGUCACAGAACCUGUCAUGCUAGGCCGUGCAUGCCAGACCUCAUGGGUCAUGGAAAACCUGCAUGACAAGUCUGGCACUCUUUCAGACCCAGACAUUUUUGCAUUUGAUAGUUCCGUUUUGGCGACGAUGCCAAUUAUUUGGGCCGUUUCGACCCCCUCACCUGCAGCAUCGACAACCCGGUGAAACUAUCAAAUGCAAAAAUAUCUAGGUCUGGAAGAUUUUGAGAUUUGUCAUGCUUGUUUGGCAUGACCAAAAAGUUUGUGAUGCGUGUCCAAGAAGAGACCCUUUUGCCUGUCAUGCAAAAACGCAGUUUGUCAUGCGAAAAACGCAACACAAAGAAGCGCAGAUAUUCAUAUUUCUCAUCCUACCUCAUGCUUGCCUGUGCAUUACAGAGCAUUCACUAUUCCCAACGCAGCAUUACAAGUUUCCAGACCGAAACAUUUUUGCAGUUGAUAGAAACCAGAGCCGCUCAGCGAAGAGGCGGAAGAAGAUUUCCAGCGGUGCAAACAAACCUGGGUCUUCAACGCUUUGGAGUUCCUCGACAACCUAAAAACCGAGCUGGCGGACCCGAAGUACACCUCGUCUUGCAAGCUAACCGACCCGUAUUUGUCAAAGUUUCACGACGUGUGGGGUGCGCUGGAAUCGGGCGGCUUUCUGCCCAAACUGUAUCCAAGAAAAAAACUGCGUAAGUGUAAAUCUGUGAUGCAGAAAAUGCAAAACAGUUAUACUUGUCAUGCUCGACAUGCGUGAUCGGCUCGCUUCCUAUGUGUUUUCCCUUACUAUCUGUGCAUAACAAGUUUUUCCUGUCAUGGCAGCCGAACUUGUGAUGCAGUUUUCCCAAAAGACUUAGAUGAACGCAGUUUUUUUCUUGGAUAAACUGAUGGACCUGUUGAUUGCGGGUCUGUUGGCAAAAAACCGCCUGCACACAAUCGGCCCGAUGGUCACGACGGCGCUGGAAGCCAUUCACACUCUCGUAGAGGCCGAAGUCAAGAAGAAAAUACUCAACGCGAGUGCAACUACUACUGAGGCUAUGAACAACAAUUUUGCUGGGAACACGAACAACGAGUUGAGUGCCGCUUUUCUGGAAAGCAAUCUGGUUGAAGAUGAAGAGACUCAUCAAAACGAAGAGGAAAUAUCAAAGCCCUUCCAACCGAUCCCCGAACUGGUCGAGAAGCUGUCCUUGCUGGGCCAUUUGGCUAAGAAGAACCUGCUUUUGGAGGCAAAAAUCGACUGCGAUAAAAUUUUCCCCAUCCUGCAGCAGAUGUUCAUUCACCAGCACCUGGACGUAGCCGUGGAGAAUUCUGUGCAGUACGUGCAACCAGUCUUAGAUGUGAUCGCGGCAAAUUUCCGGGCAAGAUACACCACGCCGAGCUGGGAGGUGAUUGAUGUUCCUGUGGAGGAACGGGAAGUAGUAGUAGACCAGGAGGAACAUAAUCAAAAUUGUACACGGGAGCAAGUUGUGUCUUCCUGUAGCAGCGACAAUCAACCUGAUGGUCCUAAAAAUGUCCCUGCCGACGUCGAGAUGGAAGCCGGCAAAAGUACUGAAGAUCUUUCAGGACCGCCUUCAUGCACCGCGGCGCCGACAUCAAAAGCCUCAUGGUCCCCAGUCGGCGCACCAUCGACAACCUCCGCUGACAAGAAAACUGCCACGUCCAAGCUUAUUUACCACCCGUCAUUACAACACCGCGUGCGGGAGUACUAUCGGGCGCAUCACCUGCCGAACCGCGGCAGAAGUACUACUGCCCCACGACCAGUGGCUGAGAGUAACGCAGGUGCAACAGCAGCAAACAGUAGCUCCUCCUCCUCAUCACGUGAUAGAAUUGCUGGUCUGACUCAACAGCAUCAUGAUACGGCCGCAGGCGAAGAAGGAGCGGUUGCUGCAAAAGAAGCAGCGGAAGUAAUAAAUCCCUCGUCCUCACCACCGAAGAACGAGGAGCAGGACCUCGUACAGAUGGUGCACAAAAAGCUGCUGGGCGGGCCGGCGGGCAUACUGUUGCAGGAAAACAAGCGAAAUAAGAACAAGAUGAACAAGAAAACCACCGCAAACAGCUCCUCAAGCAGUAGUUCAAGUAGUUCGUCUUCUUCCUCUUCUUCCUCUACCCCGGCGCCCAAGAACAAGUCAACAGCGCCGCAUCUUCCGAACCGCAAAAGGCGGGAAAACCCGUCGAUUUGGUGUUUCAGUGACAUGUUUGAAGAGGCGGCCUGUCGAGCGGGAGGAGGAGGUGCGGGGGGUACUGGUACAACUUCUACUGCAGGAGGAGGAAAAAACAUCAUAACCGGUGGAGGUGCAACAAUAAAUUCCACUUCUUCCUCGCCCGGGGUUCCACUGCUUCCCUCCAACAUUCCAAAGGACUUUCCAUUCUACAAGUGUGCCGGCACUAGUACUAAAGGCAGUACAGGUUCUUGUGGCAGAACGUUUCUCUCCUCCCUCUCCGAAGGGAGAUCUUUUCUUGCCGAGAAGAACGAGGAGGACGAGAAAAAAACCUCAUCUUCUGAAGAAGACGUUCUUGAACAUCAGCCGAAAACUAGUACACAACAACUACCAGCAGUCGUAGACCCUCUCUACGACGACCCCAAAGGCCGGCAGCCCACGGAAAUCUUCUUGGCCAAAUUGCUGAACGCGAAGACGUAUGCACUGCGAAAGCUGUAUCGUACUCGCAGUGAUUGCUGUUAUGCAUGACAAAUCUCUUUCCUAAGGAGAAAUACACCAUUACAAAUUUCAUUUGUAAUGCUGAGCUCAUUUGUAAUGCAAUUUAGUACUGAUGCUUUUGCAUUCGAUAAGACGAGCGCGCCUUUGGUGCGUACCCUCGCGGAGUGGUACAUCACGAAGGGGAAAGCGGUGCAGCGACUCGACCCGGGGACCUCAACGCAUUCGACGGAAGAAGACACGUAUCCACGACGAAAAAAAGAAAAACUGUGUCAGUUUAUAGUGUCUUGGGUAUUAGUGACAGCAUAACCAAUCUGUUCUGCAUGACAGACAUCAAAGCCUUGGCCUGUCAUGCACAGCUGCUAGUAAAGUAUCAGUGAAAACACGUAUGAGAUAGGACGCCAUGGGUGGCUAGCAUGACAAGUUCAAGUGUAGCAGUGCUGGAUGCUUUACAUCACAGACUUACACUCACGCAUUUUUUUUGUCUUGCAUAACACGGGCGACGUGGUGGUGCACCGGUCCGCGGCGCUCUACACGCUGUUCGGCAGCGAACUCUUGUUCACGACGCUGUUUUACCGAGUAAUAAAAGCCUCCGAUUUCGACAGUUCUUUCAAUGUUCCCCCCGACACCGAAAUACCCUUGAUCCGGCGGUUAUGGAUGUGUCAGGAUCGAAAUCGACAAAGUCGAAAAAUUUGCGAUGCAUAAAAUGUAGGGCACUGGAGGCCUGUAUUGGGGAGCAGGCAAAUGAGACCGAUUGCAAGCCUGUUUAGGGGUAUGUAAUGUGCUGUCAGAGCAGCAUGACAGGAGCAGUCUUCUUUGCCCAAACAGCAUGACAGACUGGAUUUGGGUGCUCCCGAAAUUUGUCAUGCGCCAUUUACAAACUGAGGCUCCAACUGGUAGCGGUUUUAUGCAUCACAAAUUUUUCGAUUUUUUCAAUUUCGGUUCUGACACUUCCAUAGCGGUUUCUCACCUUUUUCCACGCGAUUUUGGCGCACCCCAACGCGUAUCAAAUGCAAAAGCGUCUGGGUCUGGAAGAGUGGAACUUGUAAUGUUGUCCGCGGAUUCUAAAAAUAUCUGUGUUGCAUGAGCAGAAAGAGGAGUCAGCUCUCGGCACGCAGAGAGGGCAUUUGUCAUGCGUAACUAGCAUCAAGAAGCUCUCAACGAAUCUGUGAUGCUAGCAACAGCAUCACAGACCUGACGGGUCAUGCAAAGCGUGCAUGACAAGCCCCGACUCUUCUAGACCCAGACAUUUUUGCAUUUCAUAACGCGGUCGGCACCGUGGCGGCCUGGUGCCACCCGACGGGCCCGUUUGCCUUCAUCGAGCCUGUGCCGAGUUGCGGAGGGACGUCGGGGGGUAAAAAUUCUAGGCCGCAAGGGCAGCAUUCGCACGACACCAAAAAUAGAAACCCAAGCGCGUCCCCAAAGACAACGACCCCGGCCGGUGCCGCCGGAGCUUUGUGCCCGCCGAGUUUGAUGAACAACAGCAAAACUGCUGCUAGUGGGCUCACUUCAUCCUCCGGAGUUGUAGAGAGUGCGAAUUCUUCGACGCAAGGUGCAGCAACUACGGGAGCCGCUGCUACAUCGAGCUCCAGCUCGUUUGCGGCGGAUAGUUCGAGUACUGGACCUCCAGGACCCACCGACAAAAAAGUUGUAGACCCGGGGCGUCAUCAACCGCAGCAAUUACCAUCGUCUGGAGGAACACCUACGACAACGACAACCACGACUUCCUCCUUUGUCCACUACAGGGUUCACCAGGAUGGCGUGGUGCGCGUCAAGCACUUGUUGCAGAACCUCUUCGACUGGUUUCUGCACGCGGUGGUGCGAAAUCCCAACAUCGCCUCGUGGUUAGAACAACAGAGCCCCGCCGCGCAGAUGAACCCCUCGCCUCCGGAGCGGAAGCGCAAAAAGAAGAACGGUAGCUCGUCGGCGUUUUCCCCGCCACAGAGAGUUGGUGGGGGGACUACGACAGGAAAUGGUGGCCGGACAAGAGCUAUGAACUGCAAAUAUGUCUGGCUACAAGAAUGCAAGACUUGUCAUGCACAUUUUGCAUGACCCAUGAUGUAGUCUGUGAUGCAUGCCCUAGCAUCACAGACUUUCGGAGGCGGCCUUUCUGAUGGUGCGUAGAGUGCAUGACAAAUGCCCUCUCCGCGUAGCACAAAAUCGACUCCUCUGGCUGGUCAUGCAACACAGGUUUUUUUGGAAUCCGAAGACAGCAUCAGAAGUUGCAUCCUUCCAGACCCAGAGAACAACAUGUUUGCAUUUGAUAAGAGCAGACGGGAAGGAUGUGAGUGAUGAUGACGACGAAGAUGAAAAUGCGAACCGUAGGAUGAAAAUGAGAGCACGACUACGAGCUGCAGGUGGGUGUGGGAAGAAACCUAAUACUAUCAGCCGGUCGGACGACGACGAGGCCAUGGGCGAUGAUGAAGACGAGGAGCCGAAACACUCCUUUCCCGGACCGCUAAUGAACAAGAAUCGCGGUGGAAGAAAUAGCGGAUCUGGUAUUGGUCCACAACUUAUGGGUAGUGGAACCACCACCAACAACACAACUGCUGCAGGACAGCACAACAACCAGCAGAGUGGCAAGCGAGCGGCAGGUCACCAGAACAAGAACUUCAUAUCCUCGCCCAACAAUCUCACCGCACAAGGCUUUGGCGCACUGGAAGACGGUAGUGGUCGGGGGGGAAAUCGGAAAAAUGAUCCGGGCACUUCUACCAAUGCCGCUGUCCCCGACGGCGCGGAUUUGUACAACCACAUCAACGAAUUUUUCUCGACAGGACACACCGGCGAGGACGGAGAAGGGGACGACGAUGAAAAUGAGGAUUGCGACAUGAUGACAACUGGAGCUACUACUGCGACUGGCCGGCCAAGAACGAUGCCCAUGCCUAUGAUCCAGCAGAUGUCUCUGCAGCAGGCGUUGCAUACAAGAAUUAUGUCUUGGACGGUCGUUAACAUACAGAAGGGUGAAUUUGCAGUGAAUUUGUAUUGCGUGGCAUGAUGCAUGAAUUAGAGGGCAUAUGAAGAGCGCGAGAAGGACGCCAGGCAGUCAGCGUUCCGUGUAAGUAGUUGAAAGGCUGUCACUUGCCUGGUGCCACUUGGAUGGUGACGCUCACUGUCAGAGCCUAAAGUAGAGACGCACGUCUUUGCAGCUGCCUGGUGCGUUGCCAAGAAGUAAAGACUGCCUCUGCGGAGUUCAUAGUGGGUCGAGAGGGAGGGGGCCGAAGCCUCAACAGGAGAGGGGCACUGGGUGAGCAUCUAAAUGGGUAGCUCUCACGGGUUGCGGCUGGCUCGGCUUGGAUGUCUGGAGACAUGUUGCAAUGGAUGCUAGCAUCGCCUGCUUGUUUGCUCUGUAGCUUGCUUCUUCCCAGCUGUGUUCCUGCCUCAUCUUGUUCGGGUCCUCGAGUCUUCUUCGACGUGAUUCCCAGGUCAGGAAUUCUCCUGGUGAAUUUUGGGACUUUUCCUUUUUUUGAAACUUUUCUGGAGCUCCAAAACCCGGAGUUUCUCACGCGCUAGCGAAUUUUGAAAAGGAGCCGGAGGCCAAAAUUCACCGGCGCCCUUUUCAAAAUUCACCCCAAAAUUCACCGGGCGCCCAUUUUCGACCGUGAUAAGCAAACUUUAGCGCAGAAAAGUGCUCAAGGAACUCCGCAAAUAGACCCUGGGAAGCGGGGCCGAGGGGAAAAGACGAGCGCCCUCUGCUGCCCUCAGCCCGUCUAUAUUCUGCCGAAAAGGCCGGAGAGUUCACGCGCCUGCCGGAUAGACGCGCCAAAGCUCUCGGCCUGGUCCUUUCGCCCUUGCCUUCGCGCCUUCUUGCCUAAUUGCAUUUGCUUCGCAGCGCUUUCUUUUUGGCGUCUCUGCCCCGGCUGCUGCAGUGCUCUUAUGCGAGCACAGGGAGACGAAUAGACAUGGCCAAAGAACGGCACCCAGGCCAUGUCUAGAAGCUGCCCGCCGCAUAAGCCUUGAAUUCUGCGGUGUGCAGAUCGCACUUCCCAGAAGGGCAAGAGGGACAAUGUACCGGCGGACCCACCUGCAAUUUGUCAUGCAAAAUUCACUACAAGUGCGCAACUUCUCAUGCUAACGGAUGUUAAAGCUCUAGUCCUGCGACUGGCCGGCCACGAACGAUGCCCAUGCCCAUGAUCCAGCAGAUGUCUCUGCAGCAGGCGUUGCUGAUGCGCCAGAUGGAGAGCGUCGGUUUCCUGGCCGGUGGGGCUAUUACAAUGAAAAACGCCCCCACCCCCGAACUUGGGAGCAUUUGUAUUGCAAUUCUUUCCAAAUGAAACAUUCGGCCUCUUGCAUCUAUCACCAGCAUCACAGGUUUCCAAUCGUGAAUUAUAGCAAAAAUUUGUAUUGCAAAAGACCUCAACAAGAGCGGCGCUUGUCAUGCAAGCGAUGCGAUAUACGCCUAGACUCUGCAUCAGAAAGACAAAGACUCGCACUCCUUUUAUGCAUGAGAAAAAGUUUUCAUGUGGAGAGGGAGACUUCGCAUCGCAAAUUUUUGCAAUUUCAGGGGUGGGGGGCACUCUUCACUGUAAUAGGGGCUGCAGCUGGUUCCAACGCGGCCGGCGGGACAAACAUGAUGAUUGGACCCGCGGCGCCUCCUCCGAGAGUUGCUAACGGCAGUGCAACUCCCAACGUAGUUGGUGGAGCAACUGCAACCACGGCUGCUACAGGUGGUCCCGCAGGUGGAGUACAACAACAACCUGCCGUGGCCCCGCCGACCCGGAGACUGCGGGGGAUCCGCCCGCCCCUGCCGGGUACUGCGGCCUACGCGCGGGCCGCCAUGUACUACUCUUCGAGCGAGGACGAAAACGCGCAGGAGGACGACUGCGACGCGCAGUAUCAAUUGCAAAUAUGUCUGGGUCUGGGAGAUCGCGAGAUUUGUCAUACUAGUCUGGCAUGACUCUAAACUCUGUAUUGCGUGCCCGCGAAGAGCUCUUCUUGUCUGUCAUGCAAAAACGCAGUUUCUCAUGCGGAGUACGCAACUCUGAACCACGGAAAAACUUGCCAUACUGGGCGGCGCAUUACAGUGCGCUCACUCUUCCCUUUCUUGCAUCACAAGUUUCCAGACCCAGACAUAUUUGCAUUUGAUACGCAGAGCGACGCUGCUAACCCGGGCUCGGACGACGACGACGCGGGCCUGGCGCAGUACGUGCUAGGCGUCGGACCGUACGGCCUAGUGACGGCUGGUGGGCUGGUUGCGGAUCAAGAGGAGGACGAAGACGACGCCAUCAUGAGUGAUCUGAACGCAAUUUUCAGGGAAGGCAACCACGAAGCAGAUGACGAGUCGACAGACAAUGAAAUGCCCUCCUCGCCAGCGGCGGAGGUAAAAAUAAAUCCCGAUUCCGAUCAUUAUAUAUUCUGUUUGCAGCUGAGAAAAAAUCUAUUAUGAAUGGAAUUCAUCUCGCAUAGUACUCUUUUUGAAAAGUAGUCCUAUCAAAAUGAAUCGUAGAAAUCGUCUAUCACAAGAAAAAGUGUUAACAUUAACGGUUUUCACCGAUUGCAGUCAUGCAUCACAAAUGUAGCCCAAUAUGCAUGCUAUGCAUGACAAAUUUUGGCACGUUUAGCGAUGGUGAUGCAUUGCUGCAUCACAAAUUCCGUUAACGCUAACACUUUUUCCUGUGAUAUCGUCCUCCUCGUCCGCCCCUUCGCUGUCCGAUUCGGAUGCCGUAUGAACUGCAAAAGUAUCGUACUCGUAGUAUUGCAACACAAAUUAGCUCAGCAUGACAAACGGAAUUUGUCAUGCUGAUUUAGCUUGGAAAUGAAAUUUGUCUUGCAUGAUUGCAAUUAUUACUACGAGAAGAAUACUUUUGCAGAGCAUAUGCCAACGACCACACCAACUUCCUGAAGCAGCAAUUCCGCAGUUACCACAUCCUCCUGUGCGAGAUCGUUGCCCUGGUCCGCGAGAAGAUUCGCCUCGCGGAGCCCUUUGCGCGGCUGAUGAACAAAACCGAACCGCUGCCCAAACGGAGGUGUCUGGAGUCUCCGGGAAGCGGACAUCAAGCCGUCGGGGCGAAUGGCGGAAAGGCAGGUGCAGUGGUCUCGGAGAAGAGCCCGGAACUGGUGGCGCCGCAAGGUAUAUUCUGAUCAAUUUUUCUUAGCAUGUAAGUUUUCUCAUGAAUGCCUGACGGCACGACAGGUUGUGCAUGCAGGACAUCAAAGAUGGAUUGACUUGUGAUGUUCUGAACCAUGGGAAAGCAAUAUUCCUAUCAGGUGAAGGCAUGCCACAGUGCUUGCUGGACCUCGACGAGCAUUGCAAAAAGAUGACGCGGCUGCUUCAGCAAAUCGCGGCGCAUGACCCACCUCUGUUGCCCCACGUGCAGCAGCUGCUCGUCUAGUUGCUAGUACCAUUCAAGUUUCCUUCUUGAAGAUGCACAGCACGUCGAGGGUGCAAAUACGAAAUGAAAGUACAGAUGAAAUAACCCUUGUGACCAACUUCGACUUCCUGUACAGACAAAGACUUCCCCACGGAGCGUACUAAACUGUACAUCAAAGUAUUUUUUUUGUUUACAACGAAUCAAAUCUAUCUCCUCUCUUUCGUGAUGAAAGCCUAUAUUCUUCAUUGUCAAAUGAGAUAUAAGAAUCCAAAAACUCUAUAGUACUCUUGAAAAUCACACUCGGUUGUUGUAGCCAUUGGUAAAAGAUAGAAACGGUGUCUCCGGUAUAAAAAUUUGAGAAGUUUUUUACAACACAAACCCAUUGUUCUCGAUGACGACAUUUUUAUUUCGAUCAUUUUGUACAAGAAACUUUGUAAAAGGUAGACUUGGCCACGAAAAUAAAUUGACCUUCGAUUGUGAUUGUUGCGAAGAAAAAACGCAUCGAAAAAAUGAAGCGUACGUCGUGGCUUGGUUGUUCCACUUUCAAAGGAGCUUGGUCUUUGAUCGUGGUAUAUGUGAAGAUUAUUCGUGCACACCAGUGGUGCUGAUGUCCAUGGUCCAUCAAAGCAAAUCGUCUUCGUGUCAAAUUUUGCGCGCAAAAACC